CAUCAGUCCGUCCCCGCCGCCGCCCAGCCCCGUCCUGGCGCGGCGCUCCGGGCCCCGCCGAGCGCGCAGGUGCGGGCACCCCCGCGGGACCGGCAGCGGGACCGAGGAACGGCGCCGGCGGGUCUCUGGACAAAAUGGGGAAUGGAUCAGUGAAACCCAAGCACCUGAGGCAGCCGGAUAGACACAUAGCAAACCUCUCUAUUGGCUGUGCUGGCAACCGUAAGUUUUUGAAGGACACGAGUCUAGGCGUCAACGUGAUCAAUGGGCAAGCUGAUGUUCUUUGCAGCAGGCUGCUUGAACUGGAAAAGGAGCUGAAGAGAAAAGAUCAAGAGUUGCAAGAGGGUCAAAGUCGUGUUGCUGAGCUUCAGGAACAGCUGGCUAUGCAGACUAAGGUCAUCGCGGAACUCACCAAGGAACUUCAGAGCAAGUGUAUACAGCUGAACAAGCUGCAAGAUGUUGUUAGCACUCCAGGAGAGCACUUUCUUCAGCCCUCUCCACUUAAAGUGGCUUCAAAGAUUCAAGUCUCUGCUGAUAGGAGGAGAGGAGCCAAGGAAGGUGUAUCCGCAGAGCCGACAACACAGCUGUAUGAUUUGAACAGGCAAGCUAAGUUUUCCUUUGAAAAAGCAAGAGUCCGAAAGGAUUCCAGUGAGAAGAAGCUCAUCAUGGAUGCCCUGAAUAAAAAUCAGUUCUUGAAGAGACUGGAGCCUCACCAGAUCCGAGAUAUGGUGGAAUGUAUGUAUGAAAGGACUUUCCAGCAAGGGAGCUACGUCAUCAGGCAGGGAGAACCAGGCAAUCACAUUUUUGUGCUCAAAGAGGGCAGUCUGGAAGUCUUUCAGCAGAAUAAACUACUCUCCUCAAUACCUGCGUGGACAGCCUUUGGUGAACUAGCCAUUUUAUACAACUGCACGCGGACAGCCUCUGUGAAAGCAAUCACCAAUGUUAAAACAUGGGCAUUGGACAGAGAAGUAUUUCAAAAUAUCAUGAGAGUGACAGCACAAACAAGACAAGAGCAAUACAGAAACUUCCUAAGAAGCGUGUCCCUGCUGAAAAACUUACCUGAAGAUAAAUUAACCAAGAUCAUGGACUGCCUGGAGGUGGAGUACUAUGACAAGGGAGAUUAUAUUAUUCGGGAAGGAGAAGAAGGAAAUACCUUCUUUAUAAUAGCAAAAGGAAAGGUGAUAGUUACCCAGAGUACUGCAGAUCACUCGCAGCCUCAGCUGAUUAAAAAUCUGCAUAAAGGAGAUUACUUUGGAGAAAAGGCUCUCAUUAGUGAUGAUGUCAGAUCAGCAAAUGUUAUUGCAGAUGAAUACAAUAUGGAGUGCCUCGUUAUAAAUAGAGAGACAUUUAAUCAAACUGUUGGAACUUACGAGGAACUGCAAACUUACCUUGAAGGUUAUGUGGCUAAUUUGGCCCGGGCUGAUGAAAAGCGACAUGCAAAAGGAAGAUCCUUCUGUGGACAGUUGACCAAAGAGGUGUCUUUGGAGAUGAUAGAGCUGAAGGAGAAAGUAUCCCAGUUCUCUCCUUCCCCAUUCCAGAAUUUAGAAGUUGUCACAACUCUGGGUGUUGGUGGGUUCGGAAGGGUUGAGCUUGUUAAAGUGAAAAAUGAGAACACGGCUUUUGCUAUGAAGUGUAUAAAGAAGAAGCAUGUAGUGGACACCAAACAACAAGAGCAUAUCUAUUCUGAGAAGAAAAUCCUCGAGCAAAUAUGUUCUCCAUUCAUUGUAAAACUGUAUCGCACAUUCAAAGAUAGUAAGUAUGUAUACAUGCUACUGGAGGCUUGCCUUGGAGGGGAACUGUGGAGCUUGCUGAGAGACAGAGGCAGCUUUGAUGAAGCCACUACCAAGUUCUGUGUUGGGUGUGUGACAGAGGCUUUUGACUAUCUACAUCACGUAGGAAUUAUCUACAGAGACCUGAAGCCAGAAAAUUUAAUUUUGGAUGCUGAAGGCUAUAUAAAACUGGUUGAUUUUGGCUUUGCAAAGAAGAUCGGAUCAGGGCAGAAAACCUGGACGUUUUGUGGAACCCCUGAGUAUGUUGCCCCUGAAGUCAUUCUGAGUAAAGGCCAUGACUUUGGUGUGGAUUUUUGGUCCCUUGGGAUUCUUGUGUAUGAACUCCUUACAGGCAGUCCACCGUUCUCUGGGGCUGAUCAAAUGAUGACAUAUAAUUUGAUUCUCAAAGGCAUUGAAAAGCUGGAUUUUCCUAAAAUAAUAACAAGGCGACCUGAGGAUUUGAUUCGCAGACUCUGCAGGCAAAACCCUACAGAAAGAUUAGGCAAUCUGAGGAAUGGAAUUAAUGACAUCAAGAAGCACAGGUGGUUGAGUGGUUUUAACUGGGAUGGUCUGAAAGUGAGGAAAUUAACAUCGCCUUUGAAAAGAGAGUUGUCUGGACCGACUGAUUACAGCUACUUUGACAGCUACCCACCUGAAGAGGGAACCCCUCCAGAUGAACUUUCAGGCUGGGACAAGGAUUUCUGAUGUAUUUUGCUUCCAGGACAUUUAUAGAGUCUCAUAGGUGUCAGUUCUAAACCUGCUCUCUUGUUUCUUGCUUCAAAUCGAAUUACACAAGGUUUGUGACAAACACGAUGUUCGUUGAAGGAUAGAAGACUAUAGCAACCAGAACUUGUUUGGAUAAGGCACCAAAAUCUGCGUGCAUCCCGUUAUACCAAGGGCAUGCAUUUAGUCAGCAGAUGUAACCUGAGGGUUUUUUGAUACACAAUGUCUCUAUGAACAUUUUCAGACACUAUGGGAUCGGGUUUUGCCAGUGGAAAUAUCACUAGCUAAUAUUUUGAUAUUAACAAGGUUACCGUAUGUCUUUAUUUUGAACAGCGAGGAUGAAUACUGGAAGCCAAUAACUCUGUCAACUUUGUCAACUGCUGAUGCUACGUUUCUUUUUCAUUUUAUCUUAAGUCUGCUCUGUGUUUCGCUUUUUCCCCAUAAGGGCCAGUAUCGCAUUGAUCCAGAAGUGUGUAGAAAAGAGACUUUUACUGAAAGGUUGAUUUGAUAUGAUGCUGCAGCUAAAAGGUUAUCAAUGUGGAAGCUGUCUCUCUGUCGGUGUAGUUUUGCCCCAGGUUGAAUACAUGAGACAGGGUAUAGCAGGUGAAAUGAAAGUCCAGUACGGAAACAAGGUAUAUACAUAAUAAAAGUUGCCUGGAGAAGCAGACUGUGGUAUGUAUCUCCCUCACCGCUUCAAAGACCCAUGUCCAUUUCUUAAAAUGUUUUGCUUUUAUGUAGUGUGAAGAUAAAAGAUGGACAAAAAGCAUUUACCUUGCAGGAAAAAAAUAUGUAAGUAUACAAUCAUAUUUUUUCCUUCAAAUGUAUUUUCAGAUUGUUUUCACUGACAUUUUGUUGAAGUGCUACAUCUGUUCACAUCAGUGCUAAACUCCCGCCCAUUUCAAUGUUCCAGUUGGUAGCACUAGAUGUGAGCUAUCGUUUCAAAUCAUAUUUCAUCAGACAUCUUAUUAACAUGUAAUUAUUCUGAGUUUUAGUUGUAUAGAAGGGGAGAAUAAGAGAGCAAAAACUUGAUUUUUUUUUUUUUCCCUCUCGUAAGGAUUUCUAUUCAUGAAGCAGCUUAAAUGUUCUGUUUUCUUUUGACCACCUUCCCUUCUCUCUAAUGGCUACUACUGAGGUUUAGAAAGACAAGAAAUUCCAAGCUCCUCUCAAAAAUGAUAUAAAAAUACAAUUGUGAUUUGCAGCCCGAUUUUUUUGAGCCCUGUCUUCACCUGCUUUGGUACAAGCAAACAAAUUGCUAACCAGAACCGUCAAACAACCUGAGGGAGGGAGGCCAGCAAAUGGCUAAGUUAGUCAGGAGGCUGGCACGCGUGCCCUGCGAGGAAAGGCUGAGGAACCCGGGCUUGCUCAGCCUGGAGGAGGGAAGGCAUCGUGGGGACCGUACAGCAGCCAGCCAGCGCCUGCGGGGGGGUUACUGAGAAGACAGCGCCAGGCCCUUGAUGGAGCUGCACAGGAAGGAGGGGUUGUAAACUGGGACGGGAGAGGCGCCAACUUGACAAAUGGGAAAAAGUGUUUCCCCAGCAAAGCAGGAUCCCAGACAGGUUCUGCAGUCUCCUGCCUUGCAGGUUUUCAAGAAGGGACCAGACAGAGCCUCAAGCAACCCAAAAUGAAUUCUGUGUUGACUCUGCUUUGAGCAGGAGGUUGGGCUGGAGACCUCCCGAAAUCCCUCCCAGGCUGAGUGAUUUUAUAACUGUAGGAAUUAGCUUCAUCUGUCAGCCCUUUCUAUAAUCAGAAUAUAGAACAACGCGUGUUCCUGAUGAGUUUAUAUAUGCCUGGGCUUUGCCACUUAAGCUUUAAAUUAUUAGAACAGGGGAAUUAUUUUGAAAUGUUGUUGGGAUAAUAAAUGCAGUCUCAGAUGUUGUGCAUUCUUGGUUUAUAAAGAAGAAUUCUGUUGCGCUCUGUUAUGAAGCACAACUGCUGUAGCAGCAGGGAUGUUCCUGGGUGUCACGCUGCGCUUAGGAGAUGGAUGCAUCGUCAAGCCCUGCUAGGAUUUGUUUCAGCUCCCGCUGAGAAAAAAUCCAAUCUAAAUUUCGAUUUUGAAGCUGCCUCAGCACACUGUAUUUCACGUGCUGGAUGGAAAACCUCCCAGGCAACUUGUAAUGUGUGCUCAGGGUUUGGUUACCCACGACUGCUGGCUAGACUUCCUAGCUCCUGGUCACGACUUAUCCCAACUGGGUGAGCGAGGGGCUGCCGUAGGUGUAGUUCCAUGGUUUGUUCCAUGGUUUGUUCCAUGGU
This is a messenger RNA of Chroicocephalus ridibundus (black-headed gull), 4739 nucleotides long. It is a transcript of the gene PRKG2, whose product is annotated as protein kinase cGMP-dependent 2. Gene Ontology annotation, biological process: protein phosphorylation. The transcript has 19 exons. Gene Ontology annotation, molecular function: cGMP-dependent protein kinase activity; ATP binding. The record is from RefSeq and is a predicted model, not a curated record. Bases 135 to 2471 code for a protein of 778 amino acids. NCBI's taxonomy places the organism in Eukaryota, Metazoa, Chordata, Aves, Charadriiformes, Laridae.